CUCUGGUCUUAUAGGUUAGAAUCCAAUUGCAUUUUAUAAAUGUUGUUGUAAUUUAUUUAACACCGUGUUAUUUAAUUAAACAGAAAAAAAUGGAAAUUGGACGUGAAACUGUUUUAAAACUAUAUCGUAAUUUACUCAAGGAAAGUAAAAACUGGAAUUCUUACAAUUACAGGAUGUACGCAUUGCGAAAAAUUCGCCAUGAAUUUCAAGAAAAUAAAACAAUUACGGAUACAGAAAAGCUGAAUGAUUGCUUUAAUCAUGGACUGAAAUCACUGGAAAUAAUUAAGCGACAAGUUGCAAUUGGAAAUUUGUAUUUAACGCGACCUUUGGUUAUAGAAACUCAACAUCAUCAUGAAGUGAAUGAAAUAGAAUUGAAAUAGUUAAUAAAAAAAGAGAAAUUGUUUACAUUUUAAUUAAAUUAUCCAGAUAAAAAAAAGUUACACUGAAAAA
Molecule: messenger RNA, 450 nt
Organism: Leptopilina heterotoma
Lineage: Eukaryota; Metazoa; Arthropoda; Insecta; Hymenoptera; Figitidae
Gene: bcn92
Product: LYR motif-containing protein 4
Exons: 2
Coding region: 90-380 (96 amino acids)
Biological process (GO): iron-sulfur cluster assembly
Cellular component (GO): L-cysteine desulfurase complex; mitochondrion
Source: RefSeq, a predicted model, not a curated record